Messenger RNA from Ordospora pajunii, 396 nucleotides. RefSeq names its product putative HIT domain-containing protein. NCBI's taxonomy places the organism in Eukaryota, Fungi, Microsporidia, Ordosporidae. The transcript has a single exon. The record is from RefSeq and is a predicted model, not a curated record. Gene Ontology annotation, biological process: nucleotide metabolic process. Gene Ontology annotation, molecular function: catalytic activity. The coding region runs from base 1 to 396 and encodes 131 amino acids.
AUGAAAGGUUGCAUAUUCUGCACGCUGUAUGAAAAGAAAAUAAACAUAAUAUACGAAACAGAAGGUGCAUUUGCACUUUUGGACAGAAACCCGCUCUCCACAGGGCACUUCAUGGUCAUUCCAAAGACACACCAUCCGUCUUUUGAUCAGUAUGAAUUGAAGGAUCUAGAAGACGUGCUUCCGAUGAUAAAGCAUCUUAUUGAGCGGCUUGGAAUCAAGAAAUACAACAUCUUGCAGAACAAUGGGAAUCACCAAGGAGUGUUCCACGUACACUUCCAUGUGAUUCCGUAUGUUUCUGAUAAUGAACGUCUGAGGAUUGACUGGGAAACCAUGGAAGUUAAUGAUGACGAUUACUCAGCACUGGUUGAGCAGGCACGCUCAAAGGCUUCUGAUUAG